CUCAAGCACGCAGCACGCUGCACCUCCCCAUUCCUCCUCUUAUAAACAUGGCUGAACUGAACACGGACGGUGAAUUAUAGGACUGAAUCCGUCUGCUGCAGCACCACCACAGGACUCACACUCUCUCUCUCUCUCACACACACACACACACACACACACUGUUGAUUCAGACAAGAAGACUGAACAUGACGUAAAUGUUUACAGCAGGAAACUAAAGCAGCAAAACUUUGAGUUUGACAGCCGCUAACGAAGAGACUUCAGCGGGACAGACCACAUCCAGCUGAGAUACUACUGCAAGCGAAGCACAGACUUAAUACUGCUUUUGCGUUUAUGGAAACUAUGUUUUUAAACACACCGUCUACUGAAGAAACCCUGGAUGUAAUGCUUUGAUGUAGCCCGAAACAGUUUUAAGAGUUUAGGCUGCUCUUAUAUGGAUUUACAGUUCGCGUUUUUGUCAUAUCGUCCCGUUUAAAUGAUGUUCUCCGGUAAACAAACGAAGCCGACUUUUAAGUCUUAUCUUCCUCCACUUCAGACUGAUUUGAAGAAAAGUCCUCAACUGCCCAUCAAGAAACUAGAAGCGAAACUUCUACCAGGUGAAAUAGUUGUGAACGAGGCAAACUUUGUAAGGAAGUGCAUCGGAGCAGAAAGCUGUCAGGAUGACCUCUGGGGGAAACUUGUGUGUACUAACUUCAAAGUUUCCUUCAUUGCCCAUAAUUCCUUGCCACGACAGAGAUUCCAGUGCACCCACCGCCUCUUGGGAUCAUUCCGCUUUGAUGAAGCCGGACCCGAGAGUGCUAAAAAGGUUUGUCUGGCCAUCGCUCAUUACUCCCACCCUGCUGACCCACAGCUACUCUUUGGCUUUGAAUACGUCGGAAAGCGAUAUCAUGGAUCAACAGGUGAGCGGGUGAACGGUGUUGACCCUGGCGGGGGGCUGCAGACCCCCCUGUUCGACUGCUCCUCAGACUGGGACAGAGAGAUCAAGCGUACUGGUGCCUCCGAAUGGAGGGUGUGUACCAUAAAUCAAGGCUAUUUCAUCUCGCCCAGUCUCCCAGAGUUCUUUGUGGUUCCAGUAUCUCUAGCAGAUCAGGAUCUGAAGCAGUACGCCUGCUGCUUUUACUCCCAGCGCAUCCCGUUGUGGUGCUGGAAUCACUCCAGUGGGAGCGCUUUGGUCCGCAUGUCUAACAUCAGUGACCUGCAGCAACAGAGGAAGGUGGAGCAGCGGAUUUGCAGUGCCAUCACUAAGAGCCACCCCCUCCGCAGUGAUGUCUUCAAGUUGGAUUUGGACAAAAACCUCCCAAACAUCCAGGAUAUUCAGGCUGCUCUGCUGAAACUGAGGCAGAUUUGUGUUAUAGGUAAUCAAAAGCCUGCUGGAGAAAGGGAUGAUUGCGGUACACACUCGUAUGUCUGUUUGCCUCUUUCUCUCUCAUCUCUUCAGGAUUUUGCAAGCAGUAAGAGUAUUCACCUGGGGCAGGACCAGGCUCUGCGCUUUCCUCCAGUAUGGGACUGGUCUCAACAGUUCAGUCUUAAAGACCAGACUCUCUUUAAUAAUCCCCUGUACGUGGGCAAGAUCGCCACCUGUGUGCAGAAUGGCACAGUGAAGACAUUCACACACAGGCGCAGCAAGAAAAACUACAGCUCCACGCUGCGGGGUCUGCCCUCUGCUUUGCGAAACGGCUCGCUCGGACCGAACGACACCCUGGCACGCCGGAACUCCCUCGUGCUACGUCUCCGUUCUGAUUUGUCUCAGGUGCGGGAGCAGCAGGAGACCCCAUCAGAACGCUUCGUUCGGGACUUUUUCUCUCGUCCUGUCGACCUACAGGGCCUGCUGCUCCCCCAGCUCCUCCCAUCUCACCUCUCUGUCUGGAAGCUCUACUUCCUGCGCUGGGUUCCCGAGGCACAGAUUCCUCAGGGCGGCCCCAUCACCGCCUUCCACAAGCUCUCAGUGCUCACAGACGAGAUUGAAAUGCUCCAGAACCAGUUGAGGCAGUACCAAGGAGCAGCGGGUACUCCUAACAACCUGCACGCGGAGCACAGCAAAAUGUACUUUAAGGCGACUCCGACUCCUCACCAGUCCCCUGCUCCUCCAGAGUACCUCAGCUCCUCGUUCCCUUUCUCUCCCGUGGGCAACCUGUGUCGCCCCGGCAUCCUGGGGACUCCUCUUAGCAAGCUACUCAACGGAGCCAAGAUCUGGCUCUCUACGGAGACACUGGCUAAUGAGACGAUUUGAGGGCAGGAAGAUCUUUUCACUUGUAUUUAGGUCUCAUUUGGAAUGUGCAGGCUUGUGGUACUGACAGUUACCUGGACAUUUUUAUUCAGUCUGUUGAGCGUUGUCAGUCAAUGAGGGUUUGUUUUUGCACAUGAUUGAAUAUAAAGCUCCAAUCGCACAUCUUUCUGACUUAGGAUUGUUUGGAUCAGUUGUACACUGCCUGUGUGGACUUUUCCCCUGGUGUUAAAAGAUUUGGUGGAUUUUUGUGUGGAGCUUGUGGCAUUAGUUGGAAAGGAAGUAGAACUGGUAACACUUUAUAUUAAGGUUCAAUUUGUUAACAUUAGGUAAUGCAUUAGGGAUCAUGAACUAACAAUAAACUAUUUUUACAGCUAAUAUUACAUUUCCAUGUGAAUACACACUACCAUUCAGAGGUUUAGGGUCAGUAAGUUUUCUAUUUUAAUGUUUACUCU
Sinocyclocheilus grahami is the source of this 2676-nucleotide messenger RNA. Its product is annotated as myotubularin-related protein 10-like. Lineage: Eukaryota; Metazoa; Chordata; Actinopteri; Cypriniformes; Cyprinidae. Gene Ontology annotation, biological process: phosphatidylinositol dephosphorylation. The transcript has 12 exons. The record is from RefSeq and is a predicted model, not a curated record. The coding region runs from base 473 to 2227 and encodes 584 amino acids. Gene Ontology annotation, cellular component: membrane; cytoplasm.